Messenger RNA from Lolium rigidum, 1263 nucleotides. RefSeq names its product flavonol synthase/flavanone 3-hydroxylase-like. NCBI's taxonomy places the organism in Eukaryota, Viridiplantae, Streptophyta, Magnoliopsida, Poales, Poaceae. The transcript is spliced from 2 exons. Bases 179 to 1162 code for a protein of 327 amino acids. The record is from RefSeq and is a predicted model, not a curated record.
UCCUCAGGCACCGCGUGUUUCAGUUCUACUCCUCGUACCCAAUACGACAUUUCUGUUCGUCGGGUAGUUCUAUCUUGUGCCAGACUACCAGUGGCACAGCUCAAUCCAGCUAUAAAUCAGUGCGAGACCAGUGUACAUCUUCACCUGCUUGAUCCGAGGGUGGUUCGCCAGACGCAGAAUGGCGGGCGCGAUGCAGAGCGUGCACGCGCACCCGCCGGAGUUCGCGCGGUCGGCGCACGAGCAGCCGUGCGCCACCACGUUCCACGGGGCCGCCGCGCCGCCGGAGAUCCCCGUGAUCGACAUGUCCUCGCCCCACGCCGGACGCGCCAUGGCGGGUGCCGCGCGCGAGUGGGGGAUCUUCCAGGUGGUGAACCACGGCGUGCCGGCGUCGGCCGUGUCCGAGCUGCAGCGCGUCGGGCGCGAGUUCUUCGCGCUGCCGCAGGAGGAGAAGCAGCGGUACGCCAUGGACCCGUCGUCCGGGAAAACCGAGGGCUACGGCUCCACGUUGCAGCGAGACGGCCCCGGCGGCAAGAAGACGUGGGCCGACUUUCUCUUCCACAACGUCGCGCCGCCGUCGGCCGUGAACCACUCCGUCUGGCCGGAGAACCCGAAGGGGUACAGGGCGGCCAACGAGGCGUACUGCGGUCACAUGCGGCGGCUGACGCGGACGCUGUUCGAGCGCCUGUCCGCCGGGCUCGGGCUGGAGGAGGGCGCCAUGGCGGAGGCGUUCGGCGGCGACGAGGUGAUUUUCCUGCAGAAGAUCAACUUCUACCCGCCGUGCCCGCAGCCGGACCUCGCGCUCGGCGUCGCGCCGCACACCGACCUCAGCACGCUCACCGUGCUCGUGCCCAACGAGGUGCCGGGGCUCCAGGUGUUCAGGGACGGGCAGUGGCACGACGUCGAGUACGUGCCCGGCGCGCUCAUCGUCCACAUCGGCGACCAGAUCGAGAUUCUGAGCAACGGGAGGUACAAGGCCGUGCUGCACCGGACGACGGUGAGCAAGGAGAAGACGCGGAUGUCGUGGCCGGUGUUCGUCGAGCCGCCGACGGAGCACGUCGUCGGCCCGCACCUGCGGCUCGUCACCGACGAGUACCCGGCCAAGUACAAGGCCAAGAAGUUCAAGGACUACAAGUACUGCAAGAUCAACAAGCUGCCGCAGUAAUGAAUCGUUCAAAUGUACAAAUAUUGUCGAUUUAAACCUCUCGAAAGAUUCAGUGGUGGAGAUAUUUAACAAACACUCUGCUCGUUCUCGUGGAUCCUAUA